AUGUCAAUUCCCGACCCAGAUAGACGUGCCAUCAGUCGUUCCGUGAGCGUGAUGGGGCACAGCCACCGUCCGCAGAACACGCUUGAAGAUCAGCCAGACCGAGCACCACAUGUUCGGCGAAUUCGGUUUCUGGUUUAUUCGCGACCGGCGCUACGAUUUCUCCCGACAGAGCGUCGUUUCGGACGAGAACCCAAUGACAGUCCAUCUCCCCGAUGGGAGGCAAGCACGGCUGUCGAAGAGAUCGGUCUUUUAUCGCCUCUCGCAAAGCCUGCGAGCCGACGAAGCUCUGGUUCCCCGGCCGCACAUAGAACGUUAUGUAGAAGAACUUUGGAAGCGAAGGACCUGUUCCAUUACUGUUCCCCAUGGACGAACACGGAAGCCCCAAAAACUGAAUCAUUCGAUUGCUCCACUGAUGAUUUCACAUUCAUUGUCUUCACAUCACCUCAGUGCCACAUCGCAUCACUUUUUCGGAAGCAGAAGGAAAUCAUUAGACAAAGGCUAUUUCUUAGGAGAGUUUUCACCUCACUUCUUUUCUAUGCGUGGGCUGCUCUGCAUAGUUCGUCAUCGAUUUCCUAUCUUAUCGGUGAAAAUUCCAUUCACACGCAGGUACUCUUGCGACCUCGUCCACUGCUGCGAUCUUUGACCUUCUUUCAUUUCCACAUGUGUUCAAAGGUAAAACUGGUUAUAGACACUGAUGGAGUUUCUGAUGAUAUUCGAGCGAUAUCGCUCGCGAUGCAACACCCAGACGUCGAGGUCAUAGCUUUCACCACUGUUCAUGGUUGUGUGUCAGUUGAGCAAGCGACAGCCAACGUUGCGAGAUGCCAGCGCGCAAAUGACGUUUCCAAGCGCAUAGCAAUCUAUAAAGGAGCCGGAGAAUCGUUGCUUGGCAGUGAAAGCGAGUUCCGCAGCGAAAACAUUUUCUUUGGCAAGGACGGACUCGGAGAUCAACCGAAAGCCUUUCCUGAGGUUCACCCCAUUGACUUCAUUCCCACCUCGAACGAAAUUGCUGCCUUAGCCCUCGUUCGCAUAGCAAAGGAGAACCCAGAAGCGACAUUGGUCUGUCUUGGGCCACUUACCAAUAUCGCCAUCGCCCUGAAAAUCGAUCCAGAUUUUGCUUUCUCCAAAGUGUUUGUGAUGGGGGGGAACUAUUACGGAAUUGGGAACGUGGAGUCAAAAUCGUCAGCAGAGUUCAACUUUCAUGGCGAUCCGGAAGCUGCCUCUAUAGUGCUAAAGAAAUUGGCCUCUAGGCUUGUGAUUAUUCCAUGGGAGGCGUUUUUCAUUGAAGGAGCAAAGCACGAAACGGAAGUUGACUUCGAUGCUCAUCUGCAAUACAACACAAAGUUGGCCUCGUUUUUAAGCACUGCCACCAGCACUGGACGUGCUGCCCUGGCAAAAAACGGUCGUCAGUUCUCUUACUGUGACGAAAUAGCAGUUGCAGCGGCGAUAGAUUUGGAUCGUGUCGCCAACAAAUUAAUACAUUUAAGAGUCAACGUUGAGCUUUCUGGAGUUCAUACCAGAGGUCAAGUAGUGGUUGACUGGGUGGAUGUACUGUGGAACAAUGAAGACGCCGAUUUCGUUGUGACUCAAGGGAAAUCGGUGGAAAGAGGAUCGCCUCCUGUUACAUUUCUGAUUUCUUACGAUGUUGUUUUAGUUGACGAGUGGAUUAGAAAGGCCGUUAAAGGAGAACCUGGACCAUGGUGA
This is a messenger RNA of Necator americanus (New World hookworm), 1701 nucleotides long. RefSeq lists its product as uncharacterized. Lineage: Eukaryota; Metazoa; Nematoda; Chromadorea; Rhabditida; Ancylostomatidae. The record is from RefSeq and is a predicted model, not a curated record. Gene Ontology annotation, molecular function: hydrolase activity, hydrolyzing N-glycosyl compounds. The coding region runs from base 1 to 1701 and encodes 566 amino acids. The transcript has 14 exons.